Molecule: messenger RNA, 2061 nt
Organism: Truncatella angustata
Lineage: Eukaryota; Fungi; Ascomycota; Sordariomycetes; Amphisphaeriales; Sporocadaceae
Exons: 6
Coding region: 1-2061 (686 amino acids)
Source: RefSeq, a predicted model, not a curated record
AUGAAUACGUCCCAGACAAACAACCUGUUGAGACGUCUCGAAGAAGCCGAGCGGCGCGCUGACGAGGCCGAGAAUCGAGAGCGCGAUGAGAAGCGACGUGCUGAUGAAGCCGAACGUGAACAACGCGAUGAGAAGCAACCCAGCCACUUUGCCGUCGAGACCGACAAGGAGCUCACCUCGAAGGGCCCCAUCACAAACCCGCGCAACAAGCUGUGUCCAAAGAAUCUAUGCCCAUGGCCCGACUUUCUCGAGCAGCAGCGAACCACUCUAGGGGCCCUCUACGGCACCUUCCCGGUCUCCGAUCGGCGUUUCGAAUCUCGGGGCUUUUUGACAGGCCUCGGCCAGCGAAUUGCCAAGCGACCGAUAUCUUGCGAAAAGACGCUCGAAUAUUUCCUGCACAACAGCGUCGAAGAUCCAGUGCGAGAGAUUUUCGAUCAAUUGCGGAACGUGGACCAAGUGCGGCACGAGUUUGGGAUCGGUAACGGCAUUGUCUUUGAGAACCACCCCAAUGUGAUCAGCGAUGUUGCGGAGGAGACGCCCGAUCAAGGGAAAGAUCCGGGACGCAUCCGCCCCGACCAGAUAUGCGUAUACCGGUUUGACGACGAGCUCUCCACACGGCGUACCAUGCUGUAUAUGUCCGAAUACAAGGCCCCGCACAAGCUGACCGCUCCACACCUGCGCGUCGGUCUGCAUCCCAUGGAUAUCUUCAAAGACGUGGUCAAUCGGAAAACAAUACCUACCGCGGCCGAUCCCGACGGUCGAUUCCAGUACCAUGCCGAGAGGCUCACCGCUGCGGCCAUCACGCAGACCUACAACUAUAUGAUCGAGGGGGGUCUCGAGUACGGGUCGCUGACUACCGGCGAAACCAUUGUAUUCUUGCGAGUAGACUGGCGAGAACCCGGCACAAUCUUGUACCAUUUAGCAGAGCCCGCUUUUGAGGUGGUAGCGCAAUCGGGGGAACACCACGCUUGCACCGCAGUUGGCCAGUACCUGGCAUUCAGCCUGCUAGCUCUCGGCCCGCCAGGGAACCCACCCACUGUUCGAUCGCAGGAUGAGCGGCAGUGUGUGAUCUUGGGGCUGAGGCGAUGGGCAGAGGACUUUGAGACGACAUUGCGAUCUAUUCCCCGAGACGAGCGAUACGCUCCGAGCGGCUCAAGCUCAGGCUCGCUAUAUGCGCCGACGACUUAUGCAGGCAUCAGCCGGUCACCGCGCGAAGAGGACCGUCCAGAUAUGCAGCCAAGAUUCAAGGACCGGGACGACGAGUCUUUGUCGGAUGAGUCCUCGCCUCGGAUGCCGGACACCCCGACACCGUCUGAGCCGCGGUCGAGUAGUCAGAGCCAAGGCCCACGGCGCAGCCAGCGCAUUCAGGGCCGAGCGCCGCGCGGGGAAGCUUCACAAGAGCGACAGUACUGCACAUGGCGAUGUCUUCUAGGACUGGUCAGAAAAGGUCGCCUUGACGCAAAGUGUCCCAACGUUCUCUUGCACCGGCAGGCUAGCCUUGCAGCUGCUGAUCAUCUGAUCGACCGUGAGGAGUUCCUCCGGCUCCUGUUUCAGCAGCUGCAGGAGUCUCUUGACCACGGGAUCAGUCGUCUAGAUGUGGGCGGAUCUCGCGGCGUGCUGUUCAAAGUCGGUCUGAUGGCCUACGGCUACACUUUCGUCGCCAAGGGCACGGUAUCUGCGUUCAUUCGGGACCUAGAACACGAAACAGCCAUCUACAAACACCUCGAAGGACUUCAGGGGUCGAUCUAUUACUACGACCAUCGGGUCUACAUCGAAUAUCUGUUGCUUCUCUCGCAUGGCAGUCCGAUUGACGAAGCGGUUCGUGCUGGUGAGGUCAAACGGUGUCUGCGGGCGACACAUCGGGCGUGCGUGGUACAUCGGGAUGUGCGUCGUACCAAUGUGCUACGCAAUACCGACACCGGGGAGCUCAUGCUGAUUGACUUUGAGCGUUCUGUCGUCAAGGCAGGACGGAAGCCGCUGGGCAAUAUCGUGCCUAACAAGCGAUCCAAGUGGGACUGUUCUCCUCGGGUCGAUCAGUCUAGAGAGCACAACCAGCAAUAA